This is a messenger RNA of Striga hermonthica, 1629 nucleotides long. NCBI's taxonomy places the organism in Eukaryota, Viridiplantae, Streptophyta, Magnoliopsida, Lamiales, Orobanchaceae. The record is from the annotation of a GenBank genome assembly.
AUGAAGGUAAUAGACAAGAUCCGCGAGGCCUCCGCCGGCAAUGCCGUCUUCUCGUUCGAGUUCUUCCCACCCAAGACGGAGGACGGCGUCGACAACCUGUUCGAGCGGAUGGACCGCAUGGCCGCCUGCGGGCCCACCUUCUGCGACAUCACCUGGGGCGCCGGCGGAACCACCGCCGAUCUGACCCUGGAGAUCGCCAACCGGAUGCAGAACAUGGUCUGCGUCGAGACCAUGAUGCAUCUCACCUGCACGAACAUGCCCAUCGACAAGAUUGACCACGCCCUCGCCACCAUCAAGUCCAACGGCAUUCAGAACGUCCUCGCCCUGCGCGGCGACCCUCCCCACGGCCAGGACAAGUUCGUUCAGGUGGACGGAGGCUUCGGUUGCGCCCUCGACCUCGUUAAGCAUAUUCGUGCCAAAUAUGGAGACUAUUUUGGGAUAACUGUUGCUGGUUAUCCAGAGGGGCAUCCUGAUGUUAUUCAGGACGGAGUUGUACCACCAGAGGCCUAUCAGAAUGAACUUGCCUACCUUAAGCAAAAGGUUGAUGCUGGAGCUGAAGUCAUCGUCACACAACUAUUCUACGACACUGACAUCUUCCUCAGAUUUGUCAAUGACUGUCGUCAAAUUGGAAUAACUUGUCCUAUAGUACCGGGUAUCAUGCCCAUUAAUAACUACAAGGGCUUCCUCCGCAUGAUUGGUUUCUGUAAAACUAAGAUUCCACCUGAAAUUAUGGCUGCCUUAGAACCGAUCAAGGACAAUGAAGAAGCCAUCAGGGCUUAUGGUAUUCAUUUGGGGACUGAAAUGUGCAAGAAGAUUUUGGCCUCUGGGAUCAGAACAUUACAUCUUUAUACAUUAAACAUGGAGAAAUCAGCUUUGGCUAUAUUGAUGAAUCUUGGGUUGAUCGAGGAGUCCAAAAUUUCGAGACCCUUGCCUUGGAGACGUCCAGCAAAUGUUUUCCGUGUAAAAGAAAAUGUCCGCCCAAUAUUCUGGGCUAAUCGUCCAAAAAGUUACAUAUCAAGAACUAUAGGUUGGGACCAAUUCCCAACUGGCAGAUGGGGUGAUUAUCAGAAUCCAUCAUUUGGAGCACUGAGCGAUUAUCAGUUUAUACGACCUCGUGCGCGUGAUAAGAAAAUUGGUGAAGAAUGGGCCACACCUUUGAAAAAUGUGGAAGAUAUUAGUGAGAAAUUCAUGAAGUUCUGCCUUGGGAAAUUGCGAAGUAACCCGUGGUCAGAACUAGAUGGUCUUCAACCAGAGACCAAAAUCAUUAACGAACAACUUGCUGACAUUAACCUGAAAGGUUUUCUUACAAUCAACAGCCAACCAGCUGUGAAUGGACUGAAAUCAGACUCGCCAUCUUUUGGAUGGGGUGGGCCUGGCGGAUAUGUGUACCAGAAGGCAUACUUGGAGUUUUUCUGUUCUUUGGAGAGCCUGAAUACUCUAGUGGAGAAGUGCACGGCAUUCCCAUUCCUCACGUACAUGGCAGUGAACAGACAAGGAAACUUGAUAUCGAACAUGAAAAAUCUUGAUGUGAAUGCAGUCACUUGGGGGGUUUUCCCAGCAAAGGAGAUCAUUCAACCCACUGUUGUCGACCCUGCAAGCUUUAUGAGGUCAGCAUUAUUAGAUUUGUGA